AUGGCAAUAUAUAAGCAGGUGUUUGACGGGACCCUGGGCAGGUACACUGGUGGUACGGUGGCGCUGCGUGAGGACGCAGAGCCUAUAUUCUGCAGAGCGAGGCCAUUGCCUUUGUCUAUGCGAGCGCGUGUGGUUGCAGAACUAGAUGCCAUGCUUCAGGCCGGCGUCGUGGAACCGGUGGGCCACUCCGACUGGGCUGCGCUGGUCAUUGCUCCCAAAGCAGACGGGAAAAUUCAUAUUUGUGCCGACUACAAGGUAUCACUCAAUCGAGCCCUAAUGAUUGAUAGGUCAUUCUUUGACGAAGUUAGGACUGGUGUAACUCGCUUCAGGGUCCGCGAGUCUGUGGCUAAAAGGGGUAUGAAGAGAAACAAAGAUGGCAAAUCUGUCCCCACUUCACAGAGGCAGGAAAACACUCAAAACAUUUCACAAUACGGUCUUACCAAUCAGCAUAUUGCCCUUCUCCAAGGGAUUACCCUAGCACCUGAAAGAAGGACUGGAAUUCUACGCAGUUUGGGCCCAUUGACACAAGCAAUACUUUUGUUAAUGGAGGAUAAAUAUUAUGAUAAACUAAGAAAUGUGCUACUUCUUCUGUAA
Molecule: messenger RNA, 594 nt
Organism: Pieris macdunnoughi
Lineage: Eukaryota; Metazoa; Arthropoda; Insecta; Lepidoptera; Pieridae
Source: the annotation of a GenBank genome assembly